AUGGCUUCUCUGCAUCACAGUCCAUCUGUUCGUUCAAAUCCCCUCGAGGAUGAGAAGAAUGAGAAUGCCGUGGCAGAGAUGGUUGAAACUGUCCCCCAGAACCAGGAAAGUGUCGAGGAAGGUGCUUGGGCUUCAGCGAAAAAGAGCUCUACUAAAGUCAUUCUCUACAGCAUCGCCGCCUGCGUGAGCUCCAUGCUUUGGGGGUUUGACAUUGGCGUCAACUACAUAAGUGUGGCAUUGCCGGCAUUCAAGAUGGCCUUAUACUUCCUGGGAAUUUCUGAUCUACCGACCGCUCUUACUUUCCAGGCUUCGGUGCAGCUAUGUAUGCUUGGAAACAUUGUCUCAUGGUUCAUCAUGAAUUAUGUCGGGCGUCGACCGCUCCUUUUGACAGGCAUUUUACUGAACGGCCUUUGUCUGAUGUCUGUCGGUGUUCCCGGAUAUUUCACCACCAUGGCUGCCCUUUACUAUAUUGGAUACGUGAUGAACUUUGCCCAGCUUUUUUAUGCUCCCACCGUUGGAGCUGUAAGCUGGAUUAUCAGCGCAGAGGUGAGCUCGGUAAAGGCUCGAGCUAAAACGCAAAGUUGGGCAAUUGGAACCAACGCGUUAGUCAGCUGGGCCAUGAAUUUCAUUGUCCCUUACCUUAUCAACACCGACGAGGCCAAUCUCGGAGGCAAAGCUGCGUUUGUAUGGAUGGCUCUCGCUUUUGCGAGUCUGGUUUGGGCUUGGUUUGAGGUUCCCGAACUCAAGGAUCGGACUUUUGGUGAACUGGAUGAAAUUUUUGCUCAAUUGACACCCACAAGAAAGUUUAAGGAAGCGAUGGUGGACUCUAGCUCGAGCUCUAAAGAUGUUUCAUCUUAG
Molecule: messenger RNA, 858 nt
Organism: Penicillium hordei
Lineage: Eukaryota; Fungi; Ascomycota; Eurotiomycetes; Eurotiales; Aspergillaceae
Exons: 5
Coding region: 1-858 (285 amino acids)
Biological process (GO): carbohydrate transport; transmembrane transport
Cellular component (GO): membrane
Molecular function (GO): carbohydrate:proton symporter activity
Source: RefSeq, a predicted model, not a curated record